UGUAUAUUUGCAGGUUGAAGCAAGUCUGUACAAUAGCAUCAAGCAGGGCAUGCUACUUGAAGUGUGCCACAAGAACAACCCAGAUAUCUACUGGAUAGCCGAAAUCACUAUGGUGUGUGGACACCUUUUGAGAAUCAAAUUUAUAGGUGCUGACACAGACUUCUGGUGCGAUAUAUCCAAGACCAAAGUCCACCCUCUAGGCUGGUGCGGAAAAUAUGACGAGCUCAUCGAGCCUCCGGACGAAAUCAACGAAAAAUACGGAGACACAAUAAUUGAUAUCAUGAAGAACGCGCUUCUAGACGGACAGUCUGUGUGUAUAGAGGCUCUGAAUAACAAGGGACUGUCGCCUAUUGAUAGGAUCAAGACUGGAAUGAAGGUGGAGAUCCAGAAUAUUAUUGAUCCUUAUAGAUACUGGAGUGGUACGGUGAGUGAGAAUGUAGGCGGGCGGCUUUUGGUGCGCUACGACGGCGCCGAUGACGACCUCGCGCCGCUAUGGAUCUUCUGCUCCAACCCGCGGCUCAGCCCUUUCGGAUACGUCACCAACAAGGGGUCGCCAUGGCAAUUUAAAUAUCCAGGCAAGGUGAACAGGUUCUCCUGCAAGAACAAGCUGAGCACACAGUUGAGGCAGAGUGCCGAAGAGUCUAUCAAGGAACCGACACCUCCUGACCUAUUUCAGCCAAACCCAAGCAUGGAAGCCCACAACUUCGUAAGCGGCAUGAAGGUCGAAGCGUUAGACCCUCAUGACAUGAAAACUAUUCGGCCAGCCACUGUACUCAAGGUCUUCAACAACUUCCACUUCCUCGUCGUCAUCGACGACAACGCAGACGACUAUGAAGACACCAAAACUGCCUGGCUCUGCGAUUCCAUGCACCCAUACAUCUACCCUAUAGGUUGGGCUAAGAAAAACAACUUCACUUUCAAACUACCUAAAGUAUGGAAAGAAGGACCUUUCGACUGGGAUGAAUACCUCUCAAUGACUUCCUCAGUCCCGGCUCCUGAAUACUGCUUCGGCGCAAAGCAACCUGUAAAAGGAAUGGAACUAAACAUGAAAUUAGAAGCCGUAAAUCCACAAAAUCAUGAAGAAAUCCACGUCGCGACUAUAGACGCUAUUAUAGAACAUAUGGUGUGUGUAGAGUUAAUCCCUAUACAGGAGAAAUUCUGGUACGCGCAGAACAGUGAUUUGCUAUUCCCCGUAGGAUGGUGCGAUAGUAACAACUACGAGUUACAUAUCCCCGAUAUAAACGCUGUAAAGGAGCCUCCUAAACCGGUUGAAGAAGUUAAACAUAAAGAGGAUCUCAAGAAAUCUACAGAUGAGUGGUGUGAGAGAAUAUUCUUCAACUAUAAAUGUUAUGCCGGUCCGACAAUAAGUAGAAACAAAUUGUCACAGCUCCCGAAGCAUGUUGGGCCUGGGCCUUUGUCUUUAGUAUUGAAAGAGGUUCUGAAUAAGAUGAUAUCGGCGUCGUAUAAGCCGGCUAAACUGCUCAAAGAUUGGGAGACUGAGGGUCCGCCGGAAGAUGGGAUGAGGCUUGAGAUGCUAAGAGCCAAGCUGAAGUCAAGCACAUACCACGCAUACGUGCCCAUCGCGACAACAACGGCGCAAGUGCCCUCCUUCUGCCGCGACGUGUGCGGCAAGAUGCAGGCGUGCCCCUGCCUCUUCGGGCCUACGGAGUACCCCGAGCAGUGCCCCCAGAACUGCCAGCAAGUCGACAAGUCCACAUUCCAUAACGUUACCGAGCGCCGGGGCAGACCGAAGGGCAGCCUCAAUGGAAGAAAAAAGAAGAAAAAGCCUGUCCCAGAAAAGAAGGAGAAAGAGCAACCUCAAGAAACCGAGAGCAACAAGGACGGAGAAUCCGUCGAAGACGAACACAGCGCGGGCUCCACGCCGCCCUCCGAGUCGGGAACUAGACCAAACUCGCCCGAUAGCGACUACAAGCGCACCCAGAGAAGAAAACGAGAACCCAAAAACAAUUACCCCAAACUCGAAAUGAAAACAAGAGGCGCGAAGCUCCCGAACUUCGCUCAACAGAUGAAGGAAUCUCACUGGAACAAAAAAGACGUAGAAACAAUCUAUAGCAGCAGCGCGAACAAGAAGCAACAAGACAGCGACUCGGAGAACGAAAGCAACGACACCAGCUCCAAUUCCCGCGAUGCCAAAAACAUAUCAGACGUCUCCGAUUCGGAGGAACCGGAGCUUAAGAAACUCAAGUUCACGACGUAUGAUCCUUUGCCGUCUGAUAAUAAGAUGUUCGAGAAAGAUACUGCGGCAUCUUGGAUCAGAGGGAAAUUAAAAUUGUCGCCGAACCCAUUGGACUGGAGCGUCGACGAUGUAUACGCUUACUUAAGCAGUACUGACGACUGCAAAGUUUUAGCUGACAAGAUGAGAGAGGAAGAAAUAGAUGGAGAGGCUUUUGUCAUGCUUGACCUGACUACCAUCAGGGAGCUGUUACAUAUGAAAAAGGAGUUCGCCGUGCUCCUCUGCAAGCACAUCACCAAGAUCAAGUGGUAUUAUUUAGAUAAUUACGAAGAUAAUAGCGAAUCAUGAUAAGCUAAUAACAUUAUUUACAAUGUCUAGUCCUCAAUAAAGUAAUGAAUUGUU
Molecule: messenger RNA, 2596 nt
Organism: Cydia splendana
Lineage: Eukaryota; Metazoa; Arthropoda; Insecta; Lepidoptera; Tortricidae
Product: scm-like with four MBT domains protein 2
Exons: 7
Coding region: 50-2542 (830 amino acids)
Biological process (GO): negative regulation of DNA-templated transcription
Cellular component (GO): nucleus
Molecular function (GO): histone binding; chromatin binding
Source: RefSeq, a predicted model, not a curated record